GACUACACCUGUUUCUCGCUCAUUACUGCGUGACCUUGCAGUGGAUCUUGGCACAAAAUGGAGGGAACUCGGAAAAAUUCUUGGACUUGCUAACUCAGUACUUAACUAUUUUGAUAUGCAAGACCUGAGUCUAAGUGGUAAAGGAAAUGCGAUGCUCGGUGAGUGGAAGAGAUUAAAUGGCCACGAUGCCACGAUGGAAGUCUUACAAGAAGCCCUGACGAAAAUAGAUAUGGGUUAUUUGAUGGAAAAAGUUGCAGGUACAUUUCUAAGAUGCUGGAAAAUUAAGCAAACACAUAAGAUAGAAUUAAAAACACGCAAACACUCGCAAACAACUUUGUUUACAAGACGCAUUUUCCAUUGAUGAGAGGCAGGGACAAAAAAAAAAGAUGGAGAUGACCUCGCUAAUUGCUAAUUGGGCGUGAGAACAGUGGUCGUUAAAAAGUACAGAAAUAACGCUAUUCGAGAGCGCUAGAGUUCCCUUGUUAAAGUGAAAUUACGAGCAACCUAUUAGACAGAUUCUCAGACGCUGCUGCCCCAGUUUUACUCCGAGACCCUUUCCACCCGAGUCGAAAGAGCUUGCCCCGCGCAGUUAAUCGCUGUUUCCUGUUAAGAUGCAGUUAGGACCUCGAAGCUUGAGAGGCUAUGAUCACUGGGCUGGUCGUAAUAGAAAAUGUAAAUAUAAGAGAGAAUAAUUGCCCAAUAAUUCUCUCUAGAAAAAGCAAAAUACUUGAUACAUAGAAUGUGCCAAUCACAAUAUCAAGCACCUGUUUGGUGCGUUCGCAGAACGCCAUCCUAAAUUAGUAGCCAGAAAAAAUCGAGAUUUUUCGGGACAGACUUCCAAAUAGCCUGGCCUCUUGAAAGAACGUAGCUUGUCCUGGGUACGAACGAUACAAAACACGUGACUCGUUUUUCGACCAAUACGAGAUGACUGUUGGUCCACGUGACUUGUAACACACAGCGAAAACUUUCAGAACGUUUCUUGAUCUGUUUGCCUUUUAAGCUCGAUUCAAGGUUUAACUGAUGCUAGUAGCGAAGGCGAGAAAAUCAAUUUUUAACGCGAACACAGGUGAAUUUUGUUCUGUUACUUUCGUUUGUUUGUUUUUAUGGCGCCUUAAAUUACGUGGGUAUAUUUCGAAUUCAGGCAUAUGCAAUUAAGUGCGUUAAUUUUUGGUGUACACGGCGUACAAGAAAUGUUCCUUCGACUUUCGACUUUCGUUUAGUUAUUUUAACAAAUAAAGUUUCAUGAAUUGUGGUGUGGAUCUUUCAACUUUGAGCCACAUAAAAACCGCAUGCAGCGUUCAAGUUAAAUAAUUAUUGCUGGAGGCUUUCCCGGUACCACUGCACUUUAUUUUUUUAAGUAAUGAUUUAGAAACUCUAAAAAGGAAGCUUAUAUCCUUCCGAUUGAUUUCAUUAGAGAGCUUAAGCAAAGUCAAACAAAUUCAAGCCAGUUUUGAAGGAGCAAAACAUUACUCUGCACAUGCACGAUGCACGCCUUUGUGUCGGAUUUUUUUUUUUUUCGUCGCUGCGUGACUAAAAAUCUUCUUAUAUUUUAUUAGUACAAAUAAAAUUAUCCGAUUAUUGCCAAUAAAUUUAAAUCCUGCAGCUGAAGAAACUAACACGUGGGUCAACUAACAACUAAUUUCAUUUUGUUGUUAACUGAUGCGCAAUCUAAUUAUGCAGCACAUAUUGUUCUAUAUCAACCUUUUUACAAUAAAAUUGUUUUUUAACAAUAUGUUAAUCAUUGCCAUCAUCAUCAACAUUUUUUUCUCCCUGGACACUAACUCAUAGAAGCCUGUAAAAAUCUAUGGUCUGCCCGGAAAUAACUCACUUCGCAUAUCGAACUCACUCUUUAAUCUAUGAUUACCCCUAGUUUAACUUAUAAUGGGGCUAGGCAAUUUGCAUAUAAUAUAAUUGUAUUUCCUCGUUUUCGUUAGGUAAAACAGUAUCGACAACAUCCAAGACAGAACCAACAAAGGCUGAGUUUUUGGCAGGGAAGAUAUACAAGUUCUUCUUCCUCACUAAUUACGAAUCUGGGAGCGUAGGAAAAAUGUCAUUUUACAAAAGAUAAUCCCUGCGAGCUCCUAUGUCCAAAUUCAAUUUCUAGUGCUGUUUGGGUAUGACGCCUUAGUUAGCACUUCUCUGCUCGUAGAUAGAUAGACCUAACGCUCUCAUGCUUUGCUGUUGCAGCUAAGGAGAAGGUGCUCGGCACUCGCAGCCGGGAGACUACACCUGUUUCUCGCUCAUUACUGCGUGACCUUGCAGUGGAUCUUGGAACAAAAUGGAGGGAACUCGGAAAAAUUCUUGGACUUGCUAACUCACUACUUAACAUUUCUGAUAUGGAAAACCUGAGUCUAAGUGGUAAAGGAAAUGCGAUGCUCGGUGAGUGGAAGAGACUAAAUGGCGACGAUGCCACGAUGGAAGUCUUACAAGAAGCCCUGACGAAAAUAGAUAUGGGUUAUUUGAUGGAAAAAGUUGCAGGUACAUUUCUAAGAUGCUGGAAAAUUAAACAAACACAUAAGAUAGAAUUAAAAACACGCAAACACUCGCAAACAACUUUGUUUACAAGACGCAUUUUCCAUUGAUGAGAGGCAGGGACAAAAAAAAAAGAUGGAGAUGACCUCGCUAAUUGCUAAUUGGGCGUGAGAACAGUGGUCGUUAAAAAGUACAGAAAUAACGCUAUUCGAGAGCGCUAGAGUUCCCUUGUUAAAGUGAAAUUACGAGCAACCUAUUAGACAGAUUCUCAGACGCUGCUGCCCCAGUUUUACUCCGAGACCCUUUCCACCCGAGUCGAAAGAGCUUGCCCCGCGCAGUUAAUCGCUGUUUCCUGUUAAGAUGCAGUUAGGACCUCGAAGCUUGAGAGGCUAUGAUCACUGGGCUGGUCGUAAUAGAAAAUGUAAAUAUAAGAGAGAAUAAUUGCCCAAUAAUUCUCUCUAGAAAAAGCAAAAUACCUGAUACAUAGAAUGUGCCAAUCACAAUAUCAAGCACCUGUUUGGUGCGUUCGCAGAACGCCAUCCUAAAUUAGUAGCCAGAAAAAAUCGAGAUUUUUCGGGACAGACUUCCAAAUAGCCUGGCCUCUUGAAAGAACGUAGCUUGUCCUGGGUACGAACGAUACAAAACACGUGACUCGUUUUUCGACCAAUACGAGAUGACUGUUGGUCCACGUGACUUGUAACACACAGCGGAAACUUUCAGAACGUUUCUUGAUCUGUUUGCCUUUUAAGCUCGAUUCAAGGUUUAACUGAUGCUAGUAGCGAAGGCGAGAAAAUCAAAUUUUAACGCGAACGCAGGUGAAUUUUGUUCUGUUACUUUCGUUUGUUUGUUUUUAUGGCGCCUUAAAUUACGUGGGCAAUACUGGGUAUAUUUCGAAUUCAGUCAUAUGCGAUUAAGUGCGUUAAUUUUUGUUGUACACGGCGUACAAGAAAUAUUCCUUCGACUUUCGACUUUCGUUUAGUUAUUUUAACAAAUUAAGUUUCAUGAAUUGUGGUGUGGAUCUUUCAACUUUGAGCCACAUAAACACCGCAUGCAGCGUUCAAGUUAAAUAAUUAUUGCUCGAGGCUUUCCCGGUACCACUGCACUUUAUUUUUUUAAGUAAUGAUUUAGAAACUCUAAAAAGGAAGCUUAUAUCCUUCCGAUUGAUUUCAUUUGAGAGCUUAAGCAAAGUCAAACAAAUUCAAGCCAGUUUUGAAGGAGCAAAACAUUACUCUGCACAUGCACGAUGCACGCCUUUGUGUCGGAUUUUUUUUUUUCGUCGCUGCGUGACUAAAAAUCUUCUUAUAUUUUAUUAGUAAAAAUGAAAUUAUCCGAUUAUUGCCAAUAAAUUUAAAUCCUGCAGCUGAAGAAACUAACACGUGGGUCAACUAACAACUAAUUUCAUUUUGUUGUUAACUGAUGCGCAAUCUAAUUAUGCAGCACAUAUUGUUCUCUAUCAACCUUUUUACAAUAAAAUUGUUUUUUAACAAUAUGUUAAUCAUUGCCAUCAUCAUCAACAUUUUUUUCUCCCUGGACACUAACUCAUAGAAGCCUGUAAAAAUCUAUGGUCUGCCCGGAAAUAACUCACUUCGCAUAUCGAACUCACUCUUUAAUCUAUGAUUACCCCUAGUUUAACUUAUAAUGGGGCUAGGCAAUUUGCAUAUAAUAUAAUUGUAUUUCCUCGUUUUCGUUAGGUAAAACAGUAUCGACAACAUCCAAGACAGAACCAACAAAGGCUGAGUUUUUGGCAGGGAAGAUAUACAAGUUCUUCUUCCUCACUAAUUACGAAUCUGGGAGCGUAGGAAAAAUGUCAUUUUACAAAAAAUAAUCCCUGCGAGCUCCUAUGUCCAAAUUCAAUUUCUAGUGCUGUUUGGGUAUGACGCCUUAGUUAGCACUUCUCUGCUCGUAGAUAGAUAGACCUAACGCUCUCAUGCUUUGCUGUUGCAGCUAAGGAGAAGGUGCUCGGCACUCGCAGCCGGGAGACUACACCUGUUUCUCGCUCAUUACUGCGUGACCUUGCAGUGGAUCUUGGCACAAAAUGGAGGGAACUCGGAAAAAUUCUUGGACUUUCUAACUCACUACUUAACAUUUCUGAUAUGGAAAACCUGAGUCUAAGUGAUAAAGGAAAUGCGAUGCUCGGUGAGUGGAAGAGACUAAAUGGCCACGAUGCCACGAUGGAAGUCUUACAAGAAGCCCUGACGAAAAUAGAUAUGGGUUAUUUGAUGGAAAAAGUUGCAGGUACAUUUCUAAGAUGCUGGAAAAUUAAACAAACACAUAAGAUAGAAUUAAAAACACGCAAACACUCGCAAACAACUUUGUUUACAAGACGCAUUUUCCAUUGAUGAGAGGCAGGGACAAAAAAAAAAAUGGGAGAUGACCUCGCUAAUUGCUAAUUGGGCGUGAGAACAGUGGUCGUUAAAAAGUACAGAAAUAACGCUAUUCGAGAGCGCUAGAGUUCCCUUGUUAAAGUGAAAUUACGAGCAACCUAUUAGACAGAUUCUCAGACGCUGCUGCCCCAGUUUUACUCCGAGACCCUUUCCACCCGAGUCGAAAGAGCUUGCCCCGCGCAGUUAAUCGCUGUUUCCUGUUAAGAUGCAGUUAGGACCUCGAAGCUUGAGAGGCUAUGAUCACUGGGCUGGUCGUAAUAGAAAAUGUAAAUAUAAGAGAGAAUAAUUGCCCAAUAAUUCUCUCUAGAAAAAGCAAAAUACCUGAUACAUAGAAUGUGCCAAUCACAAUAUCAAGCACCUGUUUGGUGCGUUCGCAGAACGCCAUCCUAAAUUAGUAGCCAGAAAAAAUCGAGAUUUUUCGGGACAGACUUCCAAAUAGCCUGGCCUCUUGAAAGAACGUAGCUUGUCCUGGGUACGAACGAUACAAAACACGUGACUCGUUUUUCGACCAAUACGAGAUGACUGUUGGUCCACGUGACUUGUAACACACAGCGGAAACUUUCAGAACGUUUCUUGAUCUGUUUGCCUUUUAAGCUCGAUUCAAGGUUUAACUGAUGCUAGUAGCGAAGGCGAGAAAAUCAAAUUUUAACGCGAACGCAGGUGAAUUUUGUUCUGUUACUUUCGUUUGUUUGUUUUAUGGCGCCUUAAAUUACGUGGGCAAUACUGGGUAUAUUUCGAAUUCAGUCAUAUGCGAUUAAGUGCGUUAAUUUUUGUUGUACACGGCGUACAAGAAAUAUUCCUUCGACUUUCGACUUUCGUUUAGUUAUUUUAACAAAUUAAGUUUCAUGAAUUGUGGUGUGGAUCUUUCAACUUUGAGCCACAUAAACACCGCAUGCAGCGUUCAAGUUAAAUAAUUAUUGCUCGAGGCUUUCCCGGUACCACUGCACUUUAUUUUUUUAAGUAAUGAUUUAGAAACUCUAAAAAGGAAGCUUAUAUCCUUCCGAUUGAUUUCAUUUGAGAGCUUAAGCAAAGUCAAACAAAUUCAAGCCAGUUUUGAAGGAGCAAAACAUUACUCUGCACAUGCACGAUGCACGCCUUUGUGUCGGAUUUUUUUUUUUCGUCGCUGCGUGACUAAAAAUCUUCUUAUAUUUUAUUAGUAAAAAUGAAAUUAUCCGAUUAUUGCCAAUAAAUUUAAAUCCUGCAGCUGAAGAAACUAACACGUGGGUCAACUAACAACUAAUUUCAUUUUGUUGUUAACUGAUGCGCAAUCUAAUUAUGCAGCACAUAUUGUUCUCUAUCAACCUUUUUACAAUAAAAUUGUUUUUUAACAAUAUGUUAAUCAUUGCCAUCAUCAUCAACAUUUUUUCUCCCUGGACACUAACUCAUAGAAGCCUGUAAAAAUCUAUGGUCUGCCCGGAAAUAACUCACUUCGCAUAUCGAACUCACUCUUUAAUCUAUGAUUACCCCUAGUUUAACUUAUAAUGGGGCUAGGCAAUUUGCAUAUAAUAUAAUUGUAUUUCCUCGUUUUCGUUAGGUAAAACAGUAUCGACAACAUCCAAGACAGAACCAACAAAGGCUGAGUUUUUGGCAGGGAAGAUAUACAAGUUCUUCUUCCUCACUAAUUACGAAUCUGGGAGCGUAGGAAAAAUGUCAUUUUUCAAAAGAUAAUCCCUGCGAGCUCCUAUGUCCAAAUUCAAUUUCUAGUGCUGUUUGGGUAUGACGCCUUAGUUAGCACUUCUCUGCUCGUAGAUAGAUAGACCUAACGCUCUCAUGCUUUGCUGUUGCAGCUAAGGAGAAGGUGCUCGGCACUCGCAGCCGGGAGACUACACCUGUUUCUCGCUCAUUACUGCGUGACCUUGCAGUGGAUCUUGGAACAAAAUGGAGGGAACUCGGAAAAAUUCUUGGACUUUCUAACUCACUACUUAACAUUUCUGAUAUGGAAAACCUGAGUCUAAGUGAUAAAGGAAAUGCGAUGCUCGGUGAGUGGAAGAGACUAAAUGGCCACGAUGCCACGAUGGAAGUCUUACAAGAAGCCCUGACGAAAAUAGAUAUGGGUUAUUUGAUGGAAAAAGUUGCAGGUACAUUUCUAAGAUGCUGGAAAAUUAAACAAACACAUAAGAUAGAAUUAAAAACACGCAAACACUCGCAAACAACUUUGUUUACAAGACGCAUUUUCCAUUGAUGAGAGGCAGGGACAAAAAAAAAAGAUGGAGAUGACCUCGCUAAUUGCUAAUUGGGCGUGAGAACAGUGGUCGUUAAAAGUACAGAAAUAACGCUAUUCGAGAGCGCUAGAGUUCCCUUGUUAAAGUGAAAUUACGAGCAACCUAUUAGACAGAUUCUCAGACGCUGCUGCCCCAGUUUUACUCCGAGACCCUUUCCACCCGAGUCGAAAGAGCUUGCCCCGCGCAGUUAAUCGCUGUUUCCUGUUAAGAUGCAGUUAGGACCUCGAAGCUUGAGAGGCUAUGAUCACUGGGCUGGUCGUAAUAGAAAAUGUAAAUAUAAGAGAGAAUAAUUGCCCAAUAAUUCUCUCUAGAAAAAGCAAAAUACCUGAUACAUAGAAUGUGCCAAUCACAAUAUCAAGCACCUGUUUGGUGCGUUCGCAGAACGCCAUCCUAAAUUAGUAGCCAGAAAAAAUCGAGAUUUUUCGGGACAGACUUCCAAAUAGCCUGGCCUCUUGAAAGAACGUAGCUUGUCCUGGGUACGAACGAUACAAAACACGUGACUCGUUUUUCGACCAAUACGAGAUGACUGUUGGUCCACGUGACUUAAUUGUAACACACAGCGGAAACUUUCAGAACGUUUCUUGAUCUGUUUGCCUUUUAAGCUCGAUUCAAGGUUUAACUGAUGCUAGUAGCGAAGGCGAGAAAAUCAAAUUUUAACGCGAACACAGGUGAAUUUUGUUCUGUUACUUUCGUUUGUUUGUUUUUAUGGCGCCUUAAAUUACGUGGGCAAUACUGGGUAUAUUUCGAAUUCAGGCAUAUGCGAUUAAGUGCGUUAAUUUUUGUUGUACACGGCGUACAAGAAAUGUUCCUUCGACUUUCGACUUUCGUUUAGUUAUUUUAACAAAUUAAGUUUCAUGAAUUGUGGUGUGGAUCUUUCAACUUUGAGCCACAUAAACACCGCAUGCAGCGUUCAAGUUAAAUAAUUAUUGCUCGAGGCUUUCCCGGUACCACUGCACUUUAUUUUUUUUUUGGUAAUGAUUUAGAAACUCUAAAAAGGAAGCUUAUAUCCUUCCGAUUGAUUUCAUUUGAGAGCUUAAGCAAAGUCAAACAAAUUCAAGCCAGUUUUGAAGGAGCAAAACAUUACUCUGCACAUGCACGAUGCACGCCUUUGUGUCGGAUUUUUUUUUUUUCGUCGCUGCGUGACUAAAAAUCUUCUCAUAUUUUAUUAGUAAAAAUGAAAUUAUCCGAUUAUUGCCAAUAAAUUUAAAUCCUGCAGCUGAAGAAACUAACACGUGGGUCAACUAACAACUAAUUUCAUUUUGUUGUUAGCUGAUGCGCAAUCUAAUUAUGCAGCACAUAUUGUUCUAUAUCAACCUUUUUACAAUAAAAUUGUUUUUUAACAAUAUGUUAAUCAUUGCCAUCAUCAUCAACUUUUUUUUCUCCCUGGACACUAACUCAUAGAAGCCUGUAAAAAUCUAUGGUCUGCCCGGAAAUAACUCACUUCGCAUAUCGAACUCACUCUUUAAUCUAUGAUUACCCCUAGUUUAACUUAUAAUGGGGCUAGGCAAUUUGCAUAUAAUAUAAUUGUAUUUCCUCGUUUUCGUUAGAUAAAACAGUAUCGACAACAUCCAAGCCAGAACCAACAAAGGCUGAGUUUUUGGCAGGUAAGAUAUACAAGUUCUUCUUCCUCACUAAUUACGAAUCUGGGAGCGUAGGAAAAAUACCCUCGACGAGUUACCUAACCCAUUGAUGUGCCUACGGAUUUACAGAAAACAGUGUGGCCGAGGCCCGCUCUGACCACAAUUCCAGACGCGCUGAAAAUUGACUAAACCGAGACUGAACCACAAACGGUGUCCUGGUAGCUUGAAUUUCAGCCAUCUAGACGAGUCGCAAACUCCCGAGGGAAACGUCUGAAUUAGAGAGCCGCUAAUGCUGUCCAGUGUGACGUCAUUACCCGAAAACCGCGGGUAGUUGGACUUUCACUGAACAUUCAGCGGAUCGCAUGCUUGCGUAGACCGGAGUUCAAAGUUUCGACAAUUUCUAUCGUAAACAGGAAAAUAGCCCUUCUCUUCGAAACUAUGACUUGUUAAAACGAACUACCAGUGAGGAAUCAAUGUAGAAAGUCGGGAGGUUUUCCUUUAGCGCCGCUUUGUGGUUUCGGUAAUAAAUUCGUUAAGCGAGGGAUCGGUGAUCAAUUAGUCUCCUUCAUAGCCGCUCCCGCUCGAGCCGGAGUCACGCAAGCUCCCUGCUCCCGCUUGCGUGACUCAGGCCCGAGCGAGGCUAAGGAGACUUGUGAGAUUUAUAACAAGCUUGUGUCGUGUUACUAAGGCAAAUUUUCGACCUUUCUGUCAUUUCCGCUGUCGAGUGCAAUGGUUCUGCUAAUUUUUCUUCCUUUCUUUGCUUGCUUGCUUUCUUUAAAUAGACAAAUUGAACGAGGUUUCGCCACAGAGAGCCCUGACACUCAACACAGCCUUCUCGAAGCCAAAUUAUGAGAAUUUGUUUUUUGAAUUUAUGAUAUAAAUAUAUAUGACAAAACGGUUAUAUUACAUAUAAACAGCCAUUAAAGUGCACAUACCUCAUAUAGACUGAGAUAUCUUUGUGUCGUUUUCUAGCUUUUCUUAUUGUUUUCUGCCCUAAAAACGUCAUCUUAGAAAGUUUUGAAGACAGUCUUAUUCUUAGUACACUGUAGGUAAGAAACCAAAACACCAAAACUUGAUAAAAUGACGUUUUUAGAGUAAAUACAAAAUUAAUACAAAUCCUUAUACUUUGUCUUCGAGGAGGCUGUUGUGAGUCUGGGUCCCCUGUAGUGUCCCGUAUGCAUUUCAUUCUUCGUUUCCAUGAUCGGCUUUGAUUAUUACCGAGUGAAUUGAUUCAGACGUCUUUCUCGGGAGUUUGCGACUCUAGGAGACGGCUAAAAUUCAUGCUGGUGCUCUCGGUGAUUUCGCUGGAGUUAAACAUUUGUACUGCGGUAAAAGCCCGCGUGUAAGAACCUAUAGCUACAUUUUUUGAAGUCUGGAAAAAGAGAUGCUAUAUUUUGGGGUAGUUAUUGGCAAUUUAGGCUAAAUAAGUUCUUAAUUACUGUGAAAGGUUUGAACCCAGGAGUCAUUUCAUAAGUAGAUUGAGUGUGAUCGCCCGGGCGAACGUAGUCCUGAAUAGGACUGUUGUUGUUGACAGUUGACUGACGUUUCGACAACCUGUGCGGUAGACAUCUUCAGAGUCAAAGUGAGUUGCAUCACGUCAGCCUAUGGUAUUAAGCUCUGAUUAUUGACCUGACUGGUCAAUUUUAAAAGUCGCGAUGUUAUUGGUCGUCUGUCAGUUUAGCUGUAAUGUUAUUGGCUAUGAAGACACGUAAUGUCAUUGGUGCGUUUUGAUCCGUCUAUUGUCACAAUUAAACAGUCAAUUAUUGUUAGUGAAAUAAAUUGUCAGUGGUCCAGUCGUUCUCUUGUAGUUAGUUCAUCAGGUUAGAUAUUUCUAUGAAGGAGAUAUAGUUGUUGGCUACCAGAAAAAUAAAUAACAAUUUUUAGAUAGCUGGAUAUUGGGCAAGUUCUAUUUCGCGUUGUUAUUGACCGAGACGAAGUCGAACAAGCUUGGUCAAUAAAAGAUUUAUUAUAUGGCCAAAAAGAGAACUUUUUCUUGCGGGACCAACGCGAGAAAUCCCGAGCGGGCAAGAUGAGCCCAUCUUACCCACUUGGGUAGCCAGUCAGAACGCAGGAUUCCCUUCCUCUUUGCCGCCCGCGGAUUCAGCUGCAUAAUAAACAGUAUUUAUUCACAUUUGUAUUACGAAAAGUCUAACUAAACUAAUUACAGAUUUACGUAUAUGUUGUAUCAUCUCUAGAAUGGGAGUUGUACAAUAAAAGAGGAGACAAAAAAUUUAAUAUAAUGCAUGAAUAAUAAAUAAAUAAAGUAUUUCCUUGUUGUAUAAAUUUGCGAUUUAAAAGUCAAACUCCGUGAUUAAAUGGUUUAUAAUAAUUAUUUAAUUAUAACCCACAUAUAAGAACCUACUUGAUCUUGCUCGGCUAAGCAGGUUCUUAUGUUUUGGGGCAAAUUUCUGCCAGCGGGUCACUGUUCUUAAAACAGUUGAUUCUUACCCGCGGAUUUUUACUGCAGCUCAAUUGCAAUGAAUUUUAAUUUGGUUCACGUCAUGGAAGUGUAUUCACAUAUUUGCAGGACUAACCCAUGGAAAGCCCAGCCGGGUGGUCAAAGGUGACUACUUCGCGACGUCUGGUUAUGUCUUUAUAAUAAACAACUAUCCCAUUCAUCGGUUUGAAUUAGAACACACCGAAAAAAGGGUUUUCUUAGAGGAAUUCCGCUUUACGACCAGAGAAGACGUCUACCUGACUAAAAGUGACAUGUUACAGGCACUAACAGACACAGCACAAAGAGAUUUUUCCAAUAACGACUGUUUUUGCUGCAUCAUCCGGAGCACUGGGACAGAACAUGGAAUUUGUGGAACUGAUGACGAGCCCAUUGACAUCAACACGAUCACAUCGCUUUUCACAAGAGAUAAAUGCCCCUCUCUUGAUGGCAAGCCAAAAAUAUUCGUGUUAAGACAUAAGAAUUCUAAAUACCAGAUAAAGCUUCCUCCCUUAAGGGGAUUUAAACGUCCGCCAACAUCAGAAGACAUUAAGGCCAGCAGUAUACUGCGGCAUCUUGUUAUUCGUGAAAAAGAUUUUCUCGUAUGGAACCGUUUUGACGAUGUUUCGUCGUCCCGGUACGAUUUUGUUCAUGGUCAUAAAUGGCUGGAGUGCCUAUCAAGAAGAAUGAGCCUACGGGAUGCGAUAGCUGCCGAUAUGUUAGAGAGUACAAAUGAAGACCCUUUAUUCAGUACAUUGGAAAUGAACGUGUUUUUUGAUCGAAACUUUUCCCACUACAGGUAG
Messenger RNA from Porites lobata, 11895 nucleotides. Lineage: Eukaryota; Metazoa; Cnidaria; Anthozoa; Scleractinia; Poritidae. The record is from the annotation of a GenBank genome assembly.